ACCUUGCACUUCAAAUUAAACAUGAGCUCUAUGGAGAAUCAGAAGUGGAGUAUCCUUCUUCUUUUCUCAUGGAUUUUCAUGGUCACCGCCAUGGGAGGUGAAGGCAGAACAACAUUAAUCCCGGUGAACGUGGGAGUUAUCGUAGACCUUGACGAAUCGGCUGGGAAAAUGUAUCUGAGUUGUAUCGAAAUGGCGCUCUCAGAUUUCUAUGCUUCCAAUGCUCACUACAAGACUAGGGUCGUUUUGAACACCAGGAACUCCAAUGGAAAUGUGGUUGGUGCAGCUGCCGCAGCUUUAGAUCUGAUAAAGAAUGUCGAAGUGAAAGCCAUCCUAGGACCGGUGUCGUCAAUGCAGGCAAGCUUCGUUGUUAAUCUUGGAGAGCAAGCUCAUGUACCCAUCAUUACAUUUUCUGCAACCAGCCCUUCUCUUACUUCACUUCAGAGUCCUUAUUUUUUUCGAUUUGCACAAAAUGACUUGAACCAAGUGAAAGCUAUAAGUGCUAUUGUUCAAAACUUUGGAUGGAGACAGGUCGUGCCCAUCUACGUAGACGAUAUGUACGGGGAAGGAGUCAUACCUUUUUUAAUUGAUGCUUUGCAAGAGGUUGAUGCUCAUGUUCCCCAUAGAAGUGCAAUUCAUGAAUUAGCCUCUGAUGACGAAAUUGAAAAGGAGCUUUACAAGUUGAUGAUGAUGCAGACUCGAGUAUUCAUUGUGCAUAUGAAGCCUGCUCUUUCGUCUCGGCUUUUUGCAAAGGCGAAAGAGAUAGGAAUGAUGGAGGAGGGUUUUGUUUGGAUCACGACUAAUAGUAUUGGAAAUAAUAUAAAGUCUAUGGUUUCAGACCUUAAUUCGAUGCAAGGCCUGUUAGGUGUAGAAAGUUACAUUCCAAGGACAACGAAGCUUAGCAAAUUUAUAUCAAGGUGGAAAAGACAGUUCCAACAAGACAAUCCGAAAAACAUUGAUGUCCAGUUAGAUGCUUUUGGAUUGCGGGCAUAUGACGCCGUUUUUGCAGUAGCCAUGGCAAUUGAAAAGGUUGCCGGUCUACGUUUCAUCUUCCAAAAGAGGAUUAAUGCUUCUUCCUUCAAAUCAACAGAUCUUGAUACCUUUGAGGUCUCUCAUCAUGGUUCAAAACUUGCCCGUGCAUUAUCUAUUACUAGUUUCAAAGGUAUGGCUGGAAAUUUUAAUCUGGUUGAUAAGCAACUUAACGUAUCAGCUUUCAGAAUUAUAAAUGUGAAUGGUGAUGGACCAAGAACAGUUGGAUAUUGGACACCGGAAGCUGGAAGGGUUGUAAAGCGGUUGAGUUCUAGAAGUAGUAGAAUAUCAACUCCCUUUUGCGAUCUUAGACCUAUAAUAUGGCCUGGAGAGUCGCUAUCGGUUCCUAAAGGAUGGGAUAUCCCGGCAAACGGUACCAAGUUGAGAAUAGGAGUUCCUGUGAAGGAUGGUUUUCUAGAGUUUGUUAGAGUGAUCCGAAAUGCAAGCAAUAAUACAGUGGAUGUCAUCGGGUUUAGUAUUGACGUUUUCAAGGCCGUAGUGGAUAUCCUACCAUAUUCACUACCAUACGAGUUAAUUCCCUUUGCAAAGGCUAAUGGAAGCAGCGCUGGCACAUACAAUGAUUUGGUGUAUCAAGUACAUACUGGGUUUUUUGAUGCUGUGGUUGGAGAUGCAACAAUUAGAGCAGAUAGGUCAUUGUAUGCAGGUUUUACUAUGCCAUAUACCGAGUCUGGUGUAGUGAUGGUUGUGCCUGUACAAGACAAAAGGACUAAAAGUGCAUGGGUCUUCUUGAAGCCAUUGACAUGGGACCUUUGGAUGACGACUCUGGGCUUUUUCAUCUUUAUAGGGUUUGUAAUUUGGGUUCUUGAACAUCGAGUUAAUGACGAUUUUCGUGGUUCUCCAUCGAAUCAAAUUGGCACAAGCUUCUGGUUUUCUUUCUCAACCAUGGUUUUCUCACAAAGGGAGAAAGUGGUCAGUAACUUGGCAAGAUUUGUGAUGAUUAUAUGGAUAUUUGUUGUGCUAAUAGUGACACAGAGCUACACAGCUAGUUUGGCAUCACUGUUGACGAUUCAACAACUCCAACCAACUGUCACCGAUAUAUAUGAUCUUCUGAGGAAUGGUGAAACUGUGGGCUAUAUGACGAGUUCUUAUAUACAUAAAAUUUUGAUAGAUAAAGGAUUUCAUGCUGACAAGCUGAAAGGUUAUGAAUAUAUGGAAGAAAUAGAUGUAGCUCUUUCGAAGGGGAGUGGAAAUGGCGGGAUUGCGGCUAUGUUUCAUGAAACCCCCUAUAUGAAGCUUUUUAUUGCAAAAUAUUGUUCCAAAUAUACCAUGAUUGGACCUAUAUUUAGAACUGAUGGCUUUGCGUUCGUAUUUCCGAAAGGCUCUCCUCUUAUACCGGAUGUUUCACAAGCAAUCCUCAGAUUGACAGAAGAAGAGACGAUAACGAAGCUUGAAGACAAAUGGAUCAGAAAAGAAAACAAUUGCAAAGAUCCGGGCACCGAGAAACUGCAUAGUAGUAGUCUUGGCCUUGAGAGCUUUUGGAUCCUAUUUCUCAUUGCUGGGAUAGCUUCAAUAUUAGCUCUUCUCAUAUUUGCAGCUUCCUUCCUUCACAAGCAUAAGCAAGUUUUGAUGUCUUCUGAUUCAAUAGAUUCCAAGUGGAAACGGACCAAGACCAUUUUCAAGAUUUUCGAUGACAAAGAAGUUGGCUCUCAUACUUUUAAAAGCAGUAGACAUAAUGAAGCCAGGAUAACUGGUGCUGCAGAUCAUGAUGUGAUUGCCUCACCAAAUAAUAACUGGCCUGAAAGUCCAUUCAGUUACACCAACCAAACGGAUGCAACGUCUUCAUUCUGUGGAGACCAAGAAACUUCAUCUCACGGUCAAGCAUCUCCCGAAAUCGUUCCAACUGUUGAGCUUGCUUUCACUGAUCAAGAAAUGCAAGCAACUCCUCACAUAGCUCAAUAAAGAGUUUGAAGCUAGAUAGGAAGUAUGUAUAUUUAUCUAUCUAUGUAAAUAAUCAUGUACACUAGUGAUAGCUAUAGAUAUUGACCAGUCAUCCGCCCUUAAGUCACAGCUUCCGCGGGCAACUAAGUUUAAUUUUAUUCCAAUUUCGGCUAUGGUUUUUUCCGGCCAAUUUA
This is a messenger RNA of Argentina anserina (silverweed cinquefoil), 3119 nucleotides long. RefSeq names its product glutamate receptor 2.8-like. The coding region runs from base 22 to 2946 and encodes 974 amino acids. Lineage: Eukaryota; Viridiplantae; Streptophyta; Magnoliopsida; Rosales; Rosaceae. The record is from RefSeq and is a predicted model, not a curated record. The transcript is spliced from 5 exons. Gene Ontology annotation, cellular component: plasma membrane. Gene Ontology annotation, molecular function: signaling receptor activity; ligand-gated monoatomic ion channel activity.